AGAUGAUCUCAUUCAGUGAGUUAGAGCUCAUGCGUUCACGAUUGGGCGGCCAGAUAAAUAAACCACCUCCUACGGAAUUACUCAAGACUUCUGAAUUGCCUAAGAUGCCUAAAGAUAGUAACUUUAGAAUGGAAAACUGUGAAGAUAUCAUACAAUUUGCCACAGCAACAUUCCGCGAAAGAAAACCAAGCGCACAAACACCGGAACAAUUGCAACACAACAUCUUGUCGUAA
Molecule: messenger RNA, 233 nt
Organism: Sphaeroforma arctica JP610
Lineage: Eukaryota; Ichthyosporea; Ichthyophonida
Exons: 1
Source: RefSeq, a predicted model, not a curated record